Molecule: messenger RNA, 8570 nt
Organism: Haliotis rufescens (red abalone)
Lineage: Eukaryota; Metazoa; Mollusca; Gastropoda; Lepetellida; Haliotidae
Product: neurocalcin homolog
Exons: 4
Coding region: 674-1249 (191 amino acids)
Molecular function (GO): calcium ion binding
Source: RefSeq, a predicted model, not a curated record
CGAGUAUCUGCACAGAUGUAGACUGGGAGAGAAACUAGUCAGGAGGGAUAUAUGUGGCAGUGGUGGGCGUUUGGGGGUUCAGUGUAGGCUGAGGCAGAUUGCAUACCGUUCUGGAGUCCACUGUUACACCUUUAGUGAGAAAUCAGCUGGAUUGUCAAGUCACACCAACAUAUUGACGUGUGGAUUGGUGAUCACACACACCUAGCUGUGACGGAAGUACGAACAACACCCGAUCACAGCAGCAGGUAUACCAGUGCUGACCUCUAGCGAGUGUUCCAUUCAAGCGCUUGACUUGUGUAUCUGGGCCAGCGUUAUGUGGUGUGGCAGUCUAGGUAGCUGAGGCCAGUUCACACAAGUGGCAUUGUUGCUCAGGAGCAGUCGAGCAGAACAGCUUCAGGGGAGAGAUAUUCUCAGGAUACUCCACCUGUCACCUUGUCUCAGGCUAUACUACUACAGUUAUUGGGAUGGAGUAGGCUCGCUACACCCACAGCAUCAACUAACACCAUCCACCCCUCUACCAUCACCAUCCACCCCUCUACCAUCACCAACCAUCACCCAGCCAACAUCCAGUCAACACCUAUGCUUGCCCAAGUUUGAGCUUUGAGCAAGGCCUGUCAGCAGCAAAGCCGAGAAAGGAAGCAGCAAGCAAGCAAGAGCAAGAGGAAGAGCGAGCAUGGGGAAGAGCAACAGUAAACUGAAGCCAGAGAUUCUGGAGGAUCUGCGCCAGAACACAAGCUUCACGGACGAGGAGCUCCAGGAAUGGUAUAAAGGAUUCCUCAAAGACUGUCCAAGUGGACACCUCUCUGUAGAUGAAUUUAAGAAAAUAUAUGGAAACUUUUUCCCCUAUGGAGAUGCAUCGAAAUUUGCUGAGCAUGUGUUUCGCACAUUUGACACAAACAGUGACGGUACAAUAGACUUCCGUGAGUUCAUGUGUGCACUCAGUGUCACGUCACGAGGGAAGCUGGACCAGAAGCUGAAGUGGGCAUUCAGCAUGUACGAUCUGGAUGGUAAUGGAUACAUCUCUAGGAAUGAAAUGCUGGAGAUUGUUCAAGCAAUUUACAAGAUGGUUGGCACAGUAAUGAAAAUGCCUGAGGAUGAAUCAACACCAGAGAAACGUACCGACAAAAUCUUCCGACAAAUGGAUAAAAACCUGGAUGGGAAGUUGUCAUUGGCAGAAUUUAUUGAAGGUGCCAAAAGUGAUCCUUCAAUUGUGCGUCUGCUUCAAUGUGAUACUCACUCUCAGAGUUGAGUGGGACGUUAUCGGUUCUUUUCUAUGUAGAUCUAUCACCAUAUUCGGGGGUUGCCUCCUCUUCUAUUGCCUCCUGAGGAGCCCUUUGACUCAAGAAGGUAUCUCGGUCCAGGCAAUGGCAGGCAUAAUGGCGACCACAUUGUGUUACUGUUUUGUUCAGGCUCCAAUGCUGUAUAUAUUCACUGUACAAGGACAGCCAAUCGCUGUGAAGAAUGAACUGAUACUGUAUUCCACACACCCCAUUAUAACUCGGGAGAAAGAUGGUCUCAGUGGUGUUCCUACUGCAUACUAUUUUCCACAUGUCUGUUGUUAGAGAUUUGUAUGUAUGUGAAUAUAGGGAAACUUCAUCUAAACAUGUUGAUUUGGCUUCUGAUUUGAAAUUGAAUGCUGUUUUUCUGUGGUUGAGUUGAAUUUGUUGUGAGGAAAUCAUUUCCAUACUUAACAUUCUGAGAUGUGUUUGUACAGCAAAUAAUUACAAUUAUUUAUAAUUGAUAAUAUAUGAAGUUGAUAUUCAUGAGAUGUUUAUAUUCUGCAAUAUAAAUAUAUAUAUAUAUAUAUCAGAGGAUGAGUAUAAAGGGACUUUUAAGAAUAUUGACUGUGUCGUCUGAGCUUUUUUAUAAUAGUCCCUGAGUGUAUUAUCUUCUCCAUCAACCCCGAUGAAGUAAAUACGCAGCAGAAUGAGUCUAGUCCAUCUCACUGAAAUUACUAACAAAGCAUUGAUUACCGUAUCAUAGUAAGCAAGCCUUUAUUCAUUGUAGUGUAUCACCAAUAUCUAUGUCAACUUAAAGCACGGAACCGUUCUGUAUAAGCACCUGCAGGUGAUGGCGUUCUGUUUGGCCAAGGGCAAAUAAUGUAUAAGACUAUCUAGACCAGGAUCGGAUAUAAGAAUUUAAAAUAAUUCAUUUGGAUGUUCACAUUAUGAAUGUCUUUGCUCUUCUGUUUUGCCAGAUCAAUUCUGUUUCUUGUGUUAAACAAUUUCUGGGUCAAAAUGCCAAGUGUCCAGAUAAAGAAUAUGAUGUGGUCAGGGUUGAUUUGAGGUUAGUUUCUACAAUAAACUCUAACAAGUAUACAAACACAAAAGGUUCAAAAUAACAUUUAAAAUAUAGGUUUUUUUUACAUUUUAUGUUUGCAAACAACCCAGGCUCAUCUAUAACACAAGAAUAGGAAGGGUCCGGCCUAGGGUAUUAUAUUUUUUGCUGUUGGUCUGUCUUGAGUGUGUAACAGUAGUCUUUUCCUGACUGGACGUGUGAUUUAUAUAUUGUCUUGCCAAUACACUGGUCUGCGGUCCAAUCUUCUUGAAACCUUGGAUUCCUCGUCCUCAUCCUCGUCAUCAGCAUAUACCUAAUGAAGGACUGCUCAGACAGUACAGUAUGUAUAACAUGCAGGGAGCAUUGGAAACACGUCAAACCUCUAGGACGGCAUUGCUUCCGUUAUUGUUUACUUUGAUCAUUACCUUUAAUACGAGUAAUUCUCAUUUUCAUUUCUUUUUUCAAAUUCAGUAUUGUUAAAUGUUUAUAUUAACAUGUCAUUUUCCAUCUUGAAGUCUUCAGAAAUAUCCCAUCAUAUUAUUUUCUUUUGCAUUGUUAACCUACUUAUUUUGUGGUGAAGAUGAUGAGAAGUGUUGAUUGUACACUGUUGAAGGAAGGAAGGAGCUCUGUGUGCAGCAACAUCACAGCUGUAUCGUAUUGGAUGUUGUUUUCCACCUGUCUGUGUCAUUUUGACCUGAUUAUAGGUAACAUUUUUCAGGAUCUUAAGUGAUUUAAGGUAUCAGUUUUUAUAUCAUUUCAUUGAGGUACCUUUCUCAAGGAACACAUGGUAGCACUAUGAGGUCUUAAACUGUAAACAUAGACGUGCGUGCAUGCCUGUAAUUAUUGACUAGAUAGCUACAAGACAGUCAGAGUUGAUUUAUUGACUAGAUAGCUACUAGAUAGUCAGAGUUGAUUUCUAAUACAAACUAAGUGCAGGUCUUCACUCUGGAUUUGUUGCACACACCGAGCUCCUCUGAGGAAAGUGAAUUGUAAGGCGUUUCCAAGACAACAUGUUGUUAAAGUUUGCAGAAAUGAAGAUUGAUUUGAGCUAUUUUUCUUAUUAUGUACAAAGACAUAAAGGCAGUGUUUUUCACGAUUCAUAGUCCAUGUAGAUCUGAGCUGGAUGGGAGAAAACAUGUGGAGUUAUUACCCCUUGAUAACGAUCACAGCCUGACCUUCUUUCUCAUGCUAGGUAAAUAAUUUCCAUGGUUGUAUUUGCACUGUUUCUAUUCAUGCUGUCUAUGAAACUAGUGUAGGUAUUUGCAGCAAAAAUUCAAUACUAUUGCACAUGGGACAUCUCCACAUUGAAGUGAUCCUUGGUAUGUGUUAUAAAGGGAGAUAACUCUUGUGGUGCAGUGAUGUACAUUAUCACCUGUAGAUCUGUAAAUAUAUCUCAUCUAGGCGCAAGCCAUCUAGGUCAUGUAAAAAUGUGCGUUUUGGUGGAAGCGGUGAUGUAAGCACAGCCUGAGACUAAUCACCAUGGACUCAGUCAGGGGUCAUCCCAAAAGUCCAUGUCCUUCGUUUCUAGGAAUCUCACGAAUGUUUUGUUAUUAGAUAUUAAUUGGAGCCAUGACCAGGAAGAUCAUUUGCUGUUUUUCAAAUUGCAUAAAAACAAAAAAGAUAUGGAAAACACUCCUGCUCAUGCUUAAGUGAGUGAGUUAAAAUGUUUCAUCGCAUCGGCAAUAUGCUCAUGCUUGAAAUGACCCCUCAUUAAGAUACGUCGUGAAGAUCAAGCUCUGGGCCACCCCCCCUUCCACAAAGUGACCAUAGCGCUACAAUUUUCGUAAGUCUAUGGUACAGUAUGAGAUUUACGAUUGUUUUAGCGCUAAGGUCUUGUAAGUCUAUGGUACAGUAAGAGAUUUACGAUUGUUUUAGCGCUAAGGUCUUGUAAGUCUAUGGUACAGUAAGAGAUUUACGAUUGUCUUAGCGCUAAGGUCUUGUAAGUCUAUGGUACAGUAAGAGAUUUACGAUUGUCUUAGCGCUAAGGUCUUGUAAGUCUAUGGUACAGUAUGAGAUUUACGAUUGUCUUAGCGCUAAGGUCUUGUAAGUCUAUGGUACAGUAUGAGAUUUACGAUUGUUUUAGCGCUAAGGUCUUAUAAGUCUAUGGUACAGUAUGAGAUUUACGAUUGUUUUAGCGCUAAGGUCUUAUAAGUCUAUGGUACAGUAUGAGAUUUACGAUUGUCUUAGCGCUAAGGUCUUGUAAGUCUAUGGUACAGUAUGAGAUUUACGAUUGUCUUAGCGCUAAGGUCUUGUAAGUCUAUGGUACAGUAUGAGAUUUACGAUUGUCUUAGCGCUAAGGUCUUGUAAGUCUAUGGUACAGUAUGAGAUUUACGAUUGUUUUAGCGCUAAGGUCUUAUAAGUCUAUGGUACAGUAUGAGAUUUACGAUUGUCUUAGCGCUAAGGUCUUAUAAGUCUAUGGUACAGUAUGAGAUUUACGAUUGUCUUAGCGCUAAGGUCUUUAAGUCUAUGGUACAGUAUGAGAUUUACGAUUGUCUUAGCACUAGGUCUUGUAAGUCUAUGGUACAGUAAGAGAGUUAUGAUAUUGUCUUAUUGUCUUAGCGCUAAGAUCGUUGUAAGUCUGUGCUAGUUAUGAUCAUCUUAGCACUAAGAUCGCUUUAUGGCACUAGGCCCUGCACAGGUCCAGUUUGAGGGAUUCCCAGUUUCCCGGAAAGUCAGUAGAUACCUAUAGCUCAACAGAGGUGCUUUUCACGGUCGUAACAAAAGACUCUAAUAAUUCAGAUUAAUUUCCAUUUUCAUGAUGUUACUUGUUUCCUGUGUGAAGAAGUAUCUGUGGCUGUGCAGCAACAAGGGCAGCAACCAGUACGCAUUAUGACAUGUUCCGAAUAACGUCAAAAAUCUGGGUUCUCUGUCACUCUUGCAUUGUAGCACCUUGUUUGAAAGAAUUUUACUUCUGUUUUACGACAAUAAACAAAACACGCUCUCAAGAAAGGAUGCCUACAAGCAAAUGCAAUUGAGCAAGGACCAAUCAUUGUGCAUAUAUACUGCCUCUGUUUUGUAAGGUAUCUACCCACCAGCAAGGUUGAAGACCUUCAUCGGUAGAGGAGUAGCUUGCGUCUCGCCCAUCAUUGUAGUGUUCAGUAACUCUUUAAGCAGAACAUAAUGCUGAUUCUAAUUCCUCUGUGACUAACUCAUUAAUAUUUUGUAUUUAUGCAAUGGAAAUUUAUUGUAUAUCUUGCAUGAAGUUUUGCUUUGCACAAUCUUCGCUAUAAAUAUUCCUGGCCCAAAGUUUGAAGCAUGUGCGGUACCAUGAUUCAGUGUAUUUGAUGGGACUGCAGUCUUCAUUUGUAUUAUACAUCUCAAGAUCAUUUGAUGUUAUUUCAUAUUUUUCUGAUCUCAUGUUAAACAUGUACAUGUGUGUUUGUCAUUUGUCAUCUGACAGAGAUGUUGUCGAGGAGGUUAUUAAUGUUUUCAGGUGUUCUUACAUAAGUUCUGUUACAGUCUACCAUUCACAGCCUUGCACCAAACACACAUACAGGUACCACCCACAGUCACAGGUACCACCCAGAAACACAGUUAACACCCAGAACAUACAGGUACCACCCAGAACAUACAGGUACCACCCAGAACAUACAGGUACCACCCGGAACAUACAGGUACCACCCAGAACAUACAGGUACCACCCAGAAUAUACAGUUACCACCCAGAACAUACAGGUACCACCCCGAACAUACAGAUACCACCCAGAACAUACAGAUACCACCCAGAACAUACAGGUACCACCCAGAACAUACAGGUACCACCUAGAACAUACAGGUACCACCCAGAACAUACAGUUACCACCCAAAACAUACAGGUACCACCCAGAACAUACAGUUACCACCAAAAAACAUACAGUUACCACCCAAAACAUACUUUUCCACCAAGAAAACAUACACUGCCUCUGUGGUCUAGUGGAUACAGCAUCUACCCGGUUAGAGGAAGGUUGAGGGUUAAAUCCCCAGAUGGUUCAUAUCAAAUCUACCUAUUUACACACAUUGGCUAACAUCCUACAUAGUCUGAUAAUCACCCACCCACAGCCAAACACAUAGUCAGACAUUGCACCCCAUCAAACACUCGCCCAUCCACAUCAAAGCACCCAUCAAACAUACAGACAUUGAUCCACCCAAACCUUGCACCCUUCAGAAACUCACCAAUCCACAGCCCUUGCACCAUUCAGAAACUCACCCAUCAACAGCCCUUGCACUGUUCAGAAACUCACCAAUCCACAGCCUUGCACCAUUCAGAAACUCACCCAUCCACAUUUUAGCACCAAUCAGACAUUCGGCCACCCACAGGCAUGCUCUCAUAACAAAUACAGACAGUCACCCACCACAACCUUACACUCUUCAGACACUGACUCACCCACAUCAUAACAUCUAUCAGACAUACACUUCACUCACACAAACUUGGGCCCAGACAUACAGCUCCCUAUUUCAACACAGGCCAAGAAUACAUAUAUUGUUUAGCUCAGUAUUCAUUUGAAUGUAGCAAAAUUCACAAUAUAUUUAUUCAUUUGUAUUCUAGAAACAAAUGUUGCAUGCACAGGUAAACCGAAAAUGCCUGUGUCAGUUGAUUUAAUUUCAUGGAUAAAAUACAUUAACAUGUACACAAUUCAGGAACGGGCUAUGUACAUUUGUGCAGACAAAUCUUCUUGUUCCUGAUUGACCAUUGUCAGGACAGCUUUUAUUUCCCAGCAUUGUGAUUAGAUUAACCAACUGACUAGCCUUCCUAGACUCCACCCUCACACAACCUUCACCAUGUGUUGUGGUAACAUGUAUCAUUGUUCUACUUGAUAUUGUGCCACAUGGCACAUAUUGUGCCACUUGGCACAUGUAUUUUUUCAUCAUUGAGAGUUUUAUUGUGCUGGCACAAGGCCCCCACCCGCUGUAGGUCUGUUAUACAUAGUUGGAUCAUGGCACACUCAAUCUUAGGCCAAACUUUUUAUAUCUCUUGGUUUACAGAUUUUCAUGUGAAAAGUCCUGGUUGGUGGGUAUAAAAACAACGGAAUAUAUUUCAGAACUGUUUCUUUUCAACAAAAUGUUCUUUAAAUGAUGUUUACAAAUAUUUUAUCAUUGACCACUUGGUUUAUUUGUUAUUUUAGUUUGGAACAUUUUAGGUAUAAACACAUACUUUUGCUCUGGCGGAUGUAUGAAAAAGGGCUUUUCAGAUAUAUUUUUUCCAUUUUUCGGUUAAUCUUGGUAGAUCCGUAAACCAAUUUUUAGAAAAAGUGUUGCCUUGGACAUGGAGUAUACACUGUACAAGCCUCCUGUGCGGGUUCUGCGCACUGUCUAACAGAAAGUGAGAGAUGUUUUCUGUUUUUUACUGUACCAUGUUGAACAAAAUGGUUUUACUACUUCAGUUUCCGUUUCUCAAUACAAAUAAAUCAUUAAAAUGUUUAACCUGUUUGCCUUGUACAGUGUACUCUCUGGAUCUUUGUACAUCACUUGGGAUACCUACCCCCCUGUACAGUUUCUGUGGGGUGGUGGGGAAGCCUAGUGGUUGAAGUUUUCACUUGUCAUGCCGAAGACCCGGGUUCGAUUCCCCACAUGGGUACAAUAUGUGAAGCCCAUUUCUGGUGUCCCCUGCCGUGAUGUUGCUGCAAUAUUGCUAAAAGCGGCGUAAAACAAUACUCACUCACUCCGGGUUCUGCAUAUACAGGCUAGAUGUAAGACAACUUUAGAACAAUAACCACAACAGUAUCUGCAAUGCUAUUCCGUAUGAGUCCACACACCAGGAUGUGUGUGGAUACCUGCUAGGAGUACAUGCUUGGUACUGUACAUGUCUCAUAUGUGCAUACUUGUAAAUGUUCUUAUAGGACUUGGGGUGGUCGGGUAGCCUUGUGGUUAAAGCGUUCACUCGUCACGCUGAAGACCCGGGUUCGGAUCCCGACAUGGGUACAAUGUGUGAAGCCCAUUUCUGGUGUCCUCCCGCCAUGAUAUUGCUGGAAUAUUGCUAAAAGUGGCGAAAAACCAAACUCACUCAUACAGGCUUUGAGCUCAACAGUACAUCUGUACAUGACCAUAUUGAUCCUUAGGCACUGUAUACAGUGUAUCCAACACCACUGUACGGGACAAGGCCCAGCUCCACUACGACCUCUACAAAGUACAAUAAAGGUGUCUGUACAUGUGUACAUGAGUAACUGUACAGCACACCUGUGGGCACCUGUGUACAUUUCUGUUGCUCCCCAUGUUUUCCUCUCUGAUGUAAGCACCCGCCACCAAUGUAGCGUUUUCAACAUGGCCCCCAACUUUUCACCUGCCACUGUGUUUGCAAAUAAACUCUCCCUCCAGGUU